ACCAGCUCCAGAGUCCGGAAAUUUUUUGUAACGCUUCAACACUUAAGUUACUUACAUUGCUACGACUUGUAUUAAAGAUCGAGUGCUUUUCUAGGAAAUCAGACUAGAGCUUGACGCAAAGCGUUUGCAAUGCUUCGAUUGAGCAGCCGAAGCGCACGCCGUAUCGGAACCUCUUACAUAUGCACAUCAUGUCUUGCUUGUCAUUCGACAAGGUCGCUGGCAUUCCGUCCCACCUUGAUCCCUAGUCAAAAUGGCCGACAUCUUUCAAGCACAUCCCGUCUGCUUGCGCCCACGACCGAAACCUCAACACCGAAUUCUAAUGGUGCCGAAAAUAUAGAACCCCCACCACCAGAAGCGCCGAAGAAGAAGAAAAAGAGGAAGCCUAAAAAGGAUGAAAAGAAUGUCGCCGCCCAGGCCGAAGGUGAACGUCAGCUACAAGUUCUACAAGGCGCGCUCCAAGCAUUAAAGAAUGUUCUCGCUGCGCAGAACAUUAAUGUAGACCAUAUCGGCAAACUUGGGAAUCAGAUCAGCCAAAAAGACUUAGGGCCAGAAGGAAUCCCUAAGGCUAAGGCUAAGGCUAAGGUUAAGGCCAAGACAGAAUCUGCGGGUGAUGAUGGAGUGACUCAAAAGUCACAAGGUCCUUCAGAGAAGAAGGAAUCAAGGAAGAAGUCAAAGCGAAAAGUAUCAAGCGAAGAAGAUAUAGCGAAGGCUGAUGGUGUACCAGAGCAGGCUGCAACUUCAAGUGGCCGCUCCAACAGGGCUGCGAAGAGGGCGGCAAGCCGCGAAAAGUCAAAGCAGAAGACGGCUCCUCAGGUGACCAAGAAGCCAGUUGGACAGGCUUCAAAGGGACAAGCCAGACCUAAAAAGGGAACCCCGUCUAACACUCUCCGGGAGCGAAUGCGAAACAUGGACAGCGGUGAUGUUUGGGGUGACUAUAAAAUUAUCGGCGAAGAUGCAUCGGAAGCACAAGAGUCAGGAAAGGGGACCAGGUCGAAGAAAAGACCACCUUUAGAUAUCAGUACUAUAUCCGCCAAUAAUCUUCAUCCAGAACCCGUUAAUACGGUUCAUCCGCUAGUCCCGGGAUUGUCCUAUGGUCUUGACAGGGUCCUGUUCAACCCCGGCGUCUAUCACUUACAAGAUCCUCGUUCCCGAGUCUACAACUUCGACCCAUAUCUCUCAGAGAUUAUGCCAAUUCAAGAAUUCGACUUCAACGCUUUGAAACAGUAUGUGACCUCUUCUAAGGACUCUACACUUAUUGGCAUUGCGAAAGAGCAUGGCAAGAGAUACACGGGUUCGACCUCAAGCAUGACAUCCAUGCUUUCUCACUUCCACUAUCUCCUAUCGUCUUGGCGAGAAAUCAACACGUCGAUGCUGUCAAAGGGUUUCACCACAGACUCUCUUCAGUUCACGAAGAUUAUGAAAGGCCCGGCGGCAGUAUUCUUGCAUUGGAAAGAUGGCACUUACGCCAUAGAUGCUGAUAAGGAAUUUGACACGGCCAAUAUCUUGAGCAUGCUUGGGAAGUCCAUGGAGAAACUUCUCACUCUCUCCAAAGAAGAAUACGAGAGGUACAGACAUAUCAACUCCGACCAGAUCACAGAGGAAGAGCGAAAUGCCGAAGAAGCCUUUCACUAUACCAAAUUCCUUGAUUUCAUGAUGCGUUCCCAAUUGGAUGCGCACGAUCCAAGGGUGCCUGGGUCAGGUAUGUUUGACCUUAAGACGCGUGCAGUUGUAUCCAUUCGUAUGGAUGCGAAAGGAUUUCAGAAAGGUCUCGGCUACGAAAUUCGUAACCGAUUUGGCCAGUGGGAGUCAUUCGAACGAGAAUACUACGAUAUGAUUCGUUCCGCAUUCUUGAAAUAUUCUCUUCAAGUCCGUAUGGGUCGAAUGGACGGUAUAUUUGUCGCAUUCCACAACACCCAGCGUAUCUUCGGCUUCCAAUACAUCCCAAUAAGUGAAAUGGACCUUGCAUUGCACGGAACAUCGAACGUCACUCUCGGUGACAGGGAAUAUAAACUCAGUCUUGCCUUACUUAAUGAUAUUCUGGACCGGGUUAGCAAGAAGUUCCCAGAGCAAUCUCUACGACUACACUUCGAGACAAGGAUGUCAGCGAACGCGCCGUUCAUGUAUAUUUUUGCGAAGCCAGUGUCCCAGGAAGAUAUUCACGAGGUUCAAAAUGCCAAUAGGGCAUCUAUCGAAGCGUUCGAAAGGGAAAUUCUUGGUUUAGCUAAAGAUGAGGCAGAAGCCGAAGUUGAAGCCGAAGCUGAAGCUGAAGCCGCAGCUGAAGCCGAAAUUGAAGCUGAGUCUGUUGAUGAAAAUGAGAACGUGGUUCAAGGAGAGGUUGAGGGAAUUGAAAAACCUACCUUAUCUCAGGAAAUGUCGAGUCUGGCUGCUUGGAAUGAAGUGCGUCAGAUGGUUGAAGAUGCUGUGGAUGACGACGAAGUCGGCGUCGGCGCUGUGCGGGAAGCAAUCGAAGACGCUCUGGAGCAGAGCGGGCUCCUUCACGCGAAAUCGUCCACAGAAGCGCGAGGAUACGUUGAUGCCUUACUCAGCGCCAUCACCAAUAGCAGAUCUGCUAAAUCAGAGUCGACACUGAGCGCGCCAACCGAGGGAGAGGUGACUGCCGAUGAGGACGACCCUACUUCUACUCAAGAGAUACCGGAGCCGGAAUCAGAACCCAGUAGUGAGCAAUCUGUAUCCGAACCCGAACCCGAUACAGAGCAAUCGCAAAUCGAAGAAAAGUCUAAACACGCCUCUGGCGAAGGUGAUAAUGCGGAUUCUCAACCAGAAGAAAUAAGCGUGCAACAAGAUGAUGGCUUAGAGACGCAGACAGAGUCUGAAACAUUUACAUCACCCGCGUCUAAUGAUGAGCCUACGAAUGCUAUAUCUGAGUUAGAUAGUUCAGCCUCUAUAGAAGAGACGACAUCACAAGUACAAGCUGACGUUAAUACAACUAGAGAGGUUGAAGAGGAGGAGGAGGAGGAGGAGGAAGAAGAAGAAGAAGACCAGGAGGAAGACGAAGACGAAACUGAGGAUAUUGACGACGAAUUGGAUGAAGGUGAAUCUAAGAGAGAUCUCAAUGCGGCUUCAUCUAUGUCGCCGUUGAAAGAUCUCAUUGUGAGAAUGGCCCAAAGGAUUGACGAGAGAGCGCUGUCUGAUCAAGCCGAGGGUUCUAUAGACGAUUCGUCCAAACUUAAAGAAUUUGAGCGGAUCCUCGGUCAGCUCAUUGCCCGCUCCAAAGAAGAACAGAGCGAACCUCGAACCGACGGCACUAGUUCUAUCUCAGGGGCUCCGAUAGAACCGGGGAUCGAAGGCCAAGCGGAGAUCCUUGAGACUGGGACAGAGAAAACAGAGGAUACACAAGGUGCUUCUCCAGAGUCGACCUCAGAAGAGGCUUUAGGAGAUGCUACGCCGGCUGAAGAGGAGAUCGACCAAAAUCUACUAGGUCUGAUCUUAACCAUCAGAAACAAAAUUAACGGGGAAUAUGUGACAAGGCCCGAAAAAUUAGUUCGGGCUGAUGAUUGGGUUGUGGAGUACAACAUCGAGGAGAUCCCGACCAAGCGCGCCAACACCAUCUACCGACAGUGCCAGGCAAGGCGGCGCCAGGUGUUUGAGGACACGGGCAACAAAGAAUCGCAAUGGUACAAGAUGUUCCGCGGCAGUCUCGAGGAACGCACGAUGGCAGGCCGUAAGUUUAGAGCCUCGGAGACCAUGAAGGCCCAGCAGCGCCCCGUCCAUGUUGUUGGCCAGGAGAAGCCGCUGCGAUGGGAGGAAGUGUUCGGGACGCCGAAAGAGACGAUGCCGGCGGAGGGUCUAGUAGAGGAUGAGAUGGAGGAUGAGCAUAAAAUGGAGGAGUAGGUCGACCAGGGAAAAAUAAGUUAGAUCUUAUGUCGGCCGUAGACUUAUGCUGUCUACGACGCUACUACAGAGUCCAUUGUAUAACAUCCGGCCUACGGCGCUAUGAAUUUAUACGAUGGUGGGUGGGUGAUUUGGCAUAAAAGUACCUAAUGGGUUCACGAGGGGAUAUAAAAAUAUUCGGCUAUCUCCCGUGGUGGCUGGUAUGCUACACUGCGCGGAAGCAGACCGUCUCAACUCUGUACAUUUAACGCUGUAUAUAUGAUGUGUACCUAUGAAUUCACAUCCCGAGGACUCGUUAAUGACUAGGUGGUGGUAGGGCGACCAUGAUUGUUUACGCUUUACCUCUAUAUCUAUACACUUUAGAUAUAUAUUUAUCUCACCUCUCAAAAUAUAUACUUACC
Messenger RNA from Daldinia loculata, 4253 nucleotides. Its product is annotated as Pet127-domain-containing protein. Gene Ontology annotation, cellular component: mitochondrial envelope; mitochondrion. The record is from RefSeq and is a predicted model, not a curated record. Gene Ontology annotation, biological process: mitochondrial RNA 5'-end processing. The transcript has a single exon. The coding region runs from base 130 to 3852 and encodes 1240 amino acids. Lineage: Eukaryota; Fungi; Ascomycota; Sordariomycetes; Xylariales; Hypoxylaceae.